AUGCACCUCACGCCCACGAAGCGUGGUGACAUCUACGAUGCGAUCUCACCUUUGAAAGCGCUACAUGGCUCUGCUAAAGGUCUCUCCGUUCUGAUAACCGGUGCUGGUCGAGGCAUUGGCCGUGCUCAAGCACUGGCAUUUGCUCAGGCUGGUGCGACAAAGAUAACACUCGUGUCUCUGGAGGAGGAAGAGCUGAAGGAGGUGAAGACGUCGAUUGCGAGUCUUGCAGGAUUAGAUGAUGAUAGGCGGGUGGACAUUGUGAAAGCAGACAUCACGAGCGAGGACCAAAUGGCGAAAGCGUUCGAUGAGGCAGGAUCGGUUGAUGUACUCGUCAAUAACGCCGGUCGCAUGAACGCUGAAGCAAAACCGCACGAAUCAGCUUGCGAAGAUUGGUGGAAGACUUUCGAGGUCAAUGUGAAAGGUACUUACACUGUAUCACGCGAAGCCAUACGACGGGCUCUCUCCACUCAUCAUGUCGUGCAGACCAUCAUCAACACGUCCUCCGUCGCGUCGGGAAAUACACGACUCGGUUUCUCGUCCUAUGGGUCGAGCAAAAGCGCCAUCAAUCGCUUCACAGAGUUUCUACACUUCGAGUACGAAAAUCAGGGUAUUCGAGUGUUUGCUUACCACCCAGGAGCCAUCAUGACUACCCUCGCACGAGACUCCAUGCCGACCAACACAUUCGCCACACUAACUGACAAACCUGAGCUUUCUGCCGGGUAUUGUUUAUGGCUGGCUACCCAAGGCGAUCGUGUUGAGUUUCUAAGAGGAAGAUUUAGCAGUGCGACGUGGGACGUUGAUGAAUUGCUGGAAAUGAAGCAAACGAUCCUAGAGAAAAAUCUUCUGUGGACACGAGUGGUUGGGCAGGAACAAACGGUGUAG
Messenger RNA from Stereum hirsutum FP-91666 SS1, 882 nucleotides. Its product is annotated as NAD-P-binding protein. Gene Ontology annotation, molecular function: oxidoreductase activity, acting on the CH-OH group of donors, NAD or NADP as acceptor. Bases 1 to 882 code for a protein of 293 amino acids. The record is from RefSeq and is a predicted model, not a curated record. The transcript is spliced from 6 exons. NCBI's taxonomy places the organism in Eukaryota, Fungi, Basidiomycota, Agaricomycetes, Russulales, Stereaceae.